AUGUUUCGACUGAAAACGGCAGACUGCAUCAACCGAAACUUCCAGCACAUCCCUAGAAAUCUCGAUGCAGAUUUGGAAGUUCUGAAAAUGUCGUGGAACAACGUGGCGACCUUGCAGGAGGAGGACUUCAGUAAUUACCCCAACCUCUACGAGCUGGUUCUUUCCAACAACAGGGUUGGAUACAUCUAUCCAAACACUUUCGACAAUUUGAAACUCGUCAGAAUAAUUGAUCUUGAAUCUAACAAUUUUUUUCAAAUCAAAGAAUAUUUUUUCUCAAACUUAUUAUCUUUAAAAAGUUUGGUUUUAAAAAACAAUCCCAUUGAGACGAUCGAGAAAGGCUCUUUUAGAAACCUUCUUAACCUCGAAGUUUUGAACUUGGAAAGAUGUCAGCUGAAAAUUUUUGACGGUUAUCUCAUGUCGGAUUUGAAAUCUCUACAAGAACUCAAUCUCAACAACAACAACCUCACCACCCUACAUGAAAACUCUCAACAUUUCGUACCAAAAACAAUUUCGGUCCUAAGGUUAGGUGGCAAUCCGUGGAGAUGUGACUGCGGGUUGAAAUGGUUGAAACAGCUGCUCGACUUAUCGUCGCUAAAUUGGAACUUUUCGAAAAACUCGCCGACAUGCAGCAGUCCAGAAAUUUUGAAAGAAGUGGCCUGGGUGCAGCUGAAGCACCACCAGUUCACGUGCGCCGCUCGC
This is a messenger RNA of Helobdella robusta, 699 nucleotides long. RefSeq lists its product as hypothetical. Gene Ontology annotation, cellular component: extracellular matrix. Gene Ontology annotation, molecular function: protein binding. NCBI's taxonomy places the organism in Eukaryota, Metazoa, Annelida, Clitellata, Rhynchobdellida, Glossiphoniidae. The annotation marks the transcript as partial. The record is from RefSeq and is a predicted model, not a curated record. The transcript has a single exon.